UACUCAUUGGACUAUGUACGGAGUUCUUGUAAUUGGAGCUCCUGGAGCUGGAAAAUCUACAUUUUGUGCAGGAUUAACGGACAUUUUCUCACAAACCAAACGACCAUUUCUCACUAUCAAUCUUGAUCCUGCUAAUGACACAAUGGCAUACGCACCUGAUGUAAAUAUCACUGAAAUGAUCACUGUGAAUGAUGUAAUGGAUCGACUUGGACUUGGACCAAAUGGAGCUCUCAAAUACUGUAUUGAAACACUUGGAGCUAAUUGUAAUUGGCUCCUCCAGAAAAUCGAAGCGAAUCACAAGAAAUAUCUGAUAAUUGAUUGUCCCGGACAGUUGGAACUAUACAAAAGCGAAGGCGAACUAUGGAAAGUUAUCCGCUUUUUGGAAAAAUCCGGUGUUAGACUAUGUGCCUUACAUCUUGCCGAUUCACUUUACUGCAGUGACCCAUCGAAAUUCAUUUCUGUUGCAUUAUCCACAUUAGCGACAAUGGUAACAAUGGAGAUGCCACAAGUAAACUGUCUGUCAAAAGCAGAUCUUUUCUCUGAAGACGGGACCUAUGAUCUCGAGUUUUUCUCCCAUUUACCUGAUGUCAAUCGACUUUUGGAUCUUUUGAAUGAAGUUCCCGGAUUGGAAAAAUAUCGAAAAUUGAAUGAAGCAAUUUGUGGAGUUAUUAGCGAUUUCGACCUCGUUUCAUUUGUACCACUUGCCGUUGAAAAUAAGGAAUCAAUGAUGAAAGUUAUUCAAAUGGUUGAUGCUGCAAAUGGAUUCUCAUUAACUGAACAAGGAGAUAUUCGAGAACUUAUUCUUAAUUCAAAAGCCUAGAUUUUCUACCAAAUCGUUUUGUUUGCUUUUUGCAAAUCUUGUUGUUUUUCCUGCUUUCUCUCAAAGUAAUUUUUUACCCAAUACCGGUUAUCCUUGCGCAUGUUCUCACUUGUUAAGAUUUUCAUUUCGAAAAGUCAUCAAGAAACCAAUAAAUAUUCAUUAUCAUC
Messenger RNA from Caenorhabditis elegans, 987 nucleotides. RefSeq names its product GPN-loop GTPase 2. Lineage: Eukaryota; Metazoa; Nematoda; Chromadorea; Rhabditida; Rhabditidae. Gene Ontology annotation, cellular component: cytoplasm. The record is from RefSeq and is marked reviewed. The transcript has 4 exons. Gene Ontology annotation, molecular function: GTPase activity; GTP binding. The coding region runs from base 14 to 820 and encodes 268 amino acids.